GUGUGUGUGUGUGACAUGCACAUGGAGUGACCAGCCCCACUCAUGGACACCCAGAGGAAGAGCUCUGGGGACGAUGACGGAGGAGAGCGAGGCCUGCUCCACACGUGGAAGGGCUACUCCUGCAGCAUCACCCCCGACCGGCUGCUCCUGCCCCGGCCCGUCCUCCAGGUCGCCCUGGGCACACGACACGGAGUUCUGUUGGUGGAAGGAGGACAGGUGUACAGUUUUGGGGAGCUGCCCUGGAAGCAGAGUCAUGUCCCUGGAGGACCCACCCAGGAAUGUGCUCUCAGUGGGCAGCGUGUGGUUGCCGUGGCAGCGGGCAGUUUCCACAGCGGGGCGGUGACGGAGGACGGCGGCGUCCACAUGUGGGGGGACAACGGUGCGGGACAGUGUGGCCUGUCGGGCCUCAGUGCCGUCCCCAACCCGACUCCGGUGGCUCUGCUGGACUCAAACUCCAGUCCUCCGCAGACGCUGCCCGUGCUGGAGCUGGCGUGUGGGGAGCAGCACACCCUGGCGCUGACGGUGCAGCGGGAGGUGUGGGCGUGGGGCAGCGGCUGCCAGCUGGGACUCAACGCUGCCACCUUCCCUGUGUGGAAGCCCCAGAAGGUUGAGCACUUGGCAGGGAGGUAUGUACUCCAGGUGGCCUGCGGCGCUUUGCACAGCCUGGCUCUGGUGCGCUGCCUGGGACCCCAGGACGUCCAGCGGCCCCCCGUGGACAAAUGCAGACACUGUAACCAGCUGCUGUUCACCAUGACGGACAAAGAGGACCACGUCAUCAUCUCUGACGGUCACUACUGCCCAAUGGCGGCGGAGCAAACUAAGGAUGAGAGGAAGCUGGAGACGCCUGGCGCCGCCCACGGACUCAAAACAUCUCCAUCUGAGCCCGUCCUCUCCUCUCAUACCUCCUCCUCCAACUCUGAUACCCCAGCACCUCAGACAAAUGCGGACCCCUCCUCUGACUCUGCCCCGAUCCAGGACCUGGACAAAGAGGAAACAACUGUGACUAACGGAGUCCUGCCUGGCUCAGACUCUGACCCCAGUGCUCAGUCUGAGGGCGGCGCUGUAGCAGUGGUCAAGAGUUCCCUCUAUCCAGACGAGCAGGCGGUCAAAGAGUACCUGAAGAAACUCACAGACAACACGCAGACAGAAGAGAAGACAGGAGGCCUGCACAGUCUGCUUCCUUCAGGCGUGGGGCUGGCCUCCAGCCCGAGCGCCACACUCAACAACCUGGUGGCCUCUUGCGCCUCGGCUGUGGGCGAGCGGGUCGCCUCCACCUACGAGGCCUUGUCCCUCAAAAAGAUGAUGAACUACCUGCCCUCUGGGGUCACGCGGUCCGGUGGGCCCACUGGGUUUACUGGUGCGAUCCCAGGAGUGGGCGACAACACCACAGAGCGUGUGCGCCAGGAGGACUCCAUGCAGGGCAAGAAGAGCUCCAGCACGGGAGACAUCCGCGAGGAGGAGGCAGAGAGCAUGCGGCGCCGCCUCUCGCUGCCGGGACUCCUCUCACAGGUGUCCCCGCGGCUGCUGAGGAAAGCCGUUCGCCCCAGGAUGCGCCCAGUCGCCCUCACCCCACUGGGAGCUGUGGUGCCCGAGGCCCCGGACGUGCUGCCCACCCUGCACACAGAGGUGUGGAGCUGGGGCCAGGGUGAGCACGGGCAGCUGGGACACGGGGACAACCAGGCCAGAAUACAGCCACAGUGCAUCAAGAGUCUGAACAGUAAGGAGGUGGUGCGGGUGGCGGCCGGCGCUGGUCAUUCCCUCGCUCUGACCGCUCAGUCUCAGGUAUUCUCAUGGGGAAACAACAGCGCCGGUCAGCUCGGACACAUGGAGACACCCAGCACCGUCCCCCGUCUCGCGAAGCUGUCGGAGGGCAUCCGGGUGUGGGACGUGAGCGCCGGGGAGAAACACACCCUCCUCCUGGCCGACGGCGACUGCAUCCAGCCCAUCAUCUAUUACAGCGGGCAGCAGGUGAAGGCGGGGGAGGAGGAGGGCGAGGCCAAGGAGCCAGGGCAUCAGGAAGAAGGAGAGGAGGAGCAGGAGCGGAAAGGGGGCUACACCCCCCAGCCCGUACUGCUGCCUUUCUGCAUGCAUCUGGGUUAUGUCAGCAGUGUGUUUGCGGGGGGCAACCGAUGCGUGGCGCUCUCGGACAGAAACGUGAUGGGCUUCAUCGCCAGCCUCCACGAGCUGGCCGCAACCGAGAGGAAGUUCUACUGCAAGCUGUGCAGCAUCAAGACACAGAUAAUACGCCCCUUGCUGGAGCUGGAAUCCCUGAGCUCCGCCCUUGGCCAGGUGACCUUCGGCCUCUUGCAGAUUCUUGCGGGUCAGUUCAGCCUCCUGUGUCACGUGACCGGGCAGCACGCCGCCAGCCUCACGGCCAACCUGCGGCGUGGUCGUGAGGUCAAAAGUCUGCUCAUCCUCGACCACGCCAGCAUCUUCCUCGACACCUAUAACGAGUACUGCAGCACCCUGGGCAGCUUCCAGGUGAUGGGAGGUGUCCAGGCCCUCACCAAGCCCUCGCUCGAUUUCUUUGGGAAGAGUCCUGGGCUGCUCCAGCGGCUGUCGGAGUGCAGCGAGGAGAACCCCCCCGUGGCAGACCUCCUGUCGGCGCUCUUCUACCUCCCGACGAACCACAUCCGUGAAUACGGCCGGCUGCUGCUCAAACUGGCCACCUGCUUCGAAGUGUGCUCCAAUGACUACCAGAAGCUGCAGGACAGCUGCUCCAAGUUUGAAGCGUUGGCCCUCCAGCUGAAGAGAAGACGGAAAGACGCCGAGUACACGUGUCACUUCUGGAAGAGCUUCCCUGGCAAAAUGACGGUAAACUCGCUGAGAGACUCUCUGAGGAAGCCUCACCGUCGGCUGAUCUGCGAGAGCAGCAACAAGGCUCUGACCCUGCAGAACGCCGGGAGGUUCUCCGUCAACUGGUUCAUCCUUUUCAACGACGCCGUGGUCCACGCACAGUUCUCUACCCAUCACGUCUUCCCUCUGGCCACGCUGUGGGUGGAGCCCAUCCCAGAGGAGAACACUUGCACAUACGGUUUGAAGGUGAUCACACCAGAGGAGACCUUCACCCUGCUGGCCUCCUCUGCCAUGGAGAAGGCCAAGUGGCUUCGCUCCAUCAACCAGACGGUGGACCAGGCGCUGAGCGGAGCCAUGUACGACACGGCAUCAUUCAGCCCGGGGGCGGGGCCAAAGCUGGAGCCUCCUCUCUCCAGGACGGCAUCCUACACUUUUUAUAAGGAUGGGCGUCUGAAAGAGGCCAAGUACGAAGGCCUGUGGCUCGCUGGCAAACCCAACGGCAGGGGAGUCUUAAAAUGGCCUGAUGGGCGAAUUUACACAGGGGAGUUCAAGAACGGACUGGAAGAUGGGUUUGGGGAAUAUGUCGCUCCCUUUAAAACGCUCAACAAGAACGAUCACUAUCAAGGUCACUGGAAAGAUGGGAAGAUGCACGGCCUCGGAACGUACAAGUAUGCCAGUGGUGAGGUUUACGAUGGAUCCUUCCAGGAUGGGAUGCGACACGGCCAUGGCAUGCUGCGCAGCGGCAAACUCAACACCUCCUCCCCCAGCGUCUUCAUAGGCCAGUGGCUGCAGGACAAGAAGACCGGCUACGGAGUCUUUGACGAUAUCACAAAGGGAGAGAAGUACAUGGGCAUGUGGCAGGACCACCUGCGACAGGGCACCGGGGUGGUCGUCACCCAGUUCGGUUUGUACUACGAAGGAACCUUCAAGGAUAAUAAAAUGAUGGGCGCUGGGAUCCUUCUGUCAGAGGACGACACGACGUAUGAGGGUGAAUUCUCCGACGACUGGACCCUGAAUGGGAAGGGUGUGCUGACCAUGGCGAACGGGGACUACCUGGAGGGCUCCUUCGGUGGCGAAUGGGGCUCCAGCCUCAAGGUGACGGGCUCCUACUUCAAACCACACCUAUUCGACACCGACAAAGAAAAGACUCACGUCGUGAAGCUCGGCCGUCUGUGCGUGUGCUCGGAGGACAAGUGGAAGGCGGUGUUUGUGGAGUGCUGGAGUCAGCUGGGCUGCGAGACGCCGGGGCAAGGGGAACACGGGAAGGCGUGGGAGAAUAUCGCCGUGGCACUCACCACCACCCGGUGGCAGCUCCAGGACAGGCCGGAGAUUCUCUCUCGGAGCCACAGUAGAACCCUGGAGAGUCUGGAGGUCGUCCCGCAGCAUGAAGGACCCAUCACUAUGGACCGAUAUCACACCAUCCGCCUCUACCUCAUCAAGGCGUGCGACACCCCCCUCCACCCACUGGGACGGCUGGUGGAGACCCUGGUGGCGGUCUACAGGAUGACCUACGUGGGCGUGGGAGCCAACCGGCGACUCCUGCCUCAGGCCGUCAAUGAAAUCCAGUCUUACCUCAACAGCAUCUUCCAGAUUGUCAGGUUCCUGUUCCCAGACCUGCCAGAGGAGGGCGGCCAGGUUCCAGAGCCGAGCACCAACCUCCAGGACAAGAAGGAGCCGGGCUCGACUGAUGCCCCACUGCAGUCACCCAAACCUGUCCGUGUGGUGAGCUGCUCGGCUCUGCUGCUUCCCGUCCUGCUGCCUCGUCUCUACCCGCCGCUCUUCACCCUCUACGCCCUCGACAAAGAGAAGGAAGACGGCGUCUACUGGGAUUGCGUCCUGCGCCUCAACAAGCAGGCCGACCUCGCCCUCCUUGCCUUCCUGGGCGUCCAGCAAAAGUUCUGGCCUGUUUCUGCCUCCAUACCUGCACUGGUGGAGAAGCAGCAGGUUCUCUCCAGCACCAAAGACGCCUGCUUUGCCUCUGCAGUGGAAACUCUGCAGCAGAUUAGCACGACGUUCACCCCCUCUGACAAGCUGCAGGUGAUCCAGCUCACCUUCGAGGAGAUCACGCAGGAAGUCCAGUCCCUGCUGAAGCAAGACUUCCUGUGGUCCAUGGACGACCUCUUCCCCGUCUUCCUCUACGUUGUGCUGCGAGCUCGUAUCAGGAACCUGGGGUCAGAGGUCAGCCUGAUCGAAGACCUGAUGGACCCCAGCGUCCAGCACGGAGAGCAUGGCAUCAUGUUCACCACGCUCAAGGCGUGUUACUACCAGAUCCAGCAUGAGAAGAUCACUUAGCGUGGCGUUACUCCAUCUGUGAUCCACACCCUCAUGCCCCCCCCCCUCCGCUUAGACACACACCGAGGCGAUCGCAGGGCCAGGACCAACCGGGCUUUGGAUUUGAUGGAUGUGUGCGGCGGCCAAUGGGAGGCGGAGGAUCACACGAACAGGUUGCAGGCAGGCUCCAUCUGCUGCUGUCAUGGAGACGGCGGUCACUGUCUCUGACACACACACAUACAAACACUGUGGAGGUGUUCUCCUUCUCAAUGACCUUUACCGGCCUCUUAUCUACGGAUCGUGAAGUUCCACACGUGACCAGUUCCACUUGGUACCGUCCAGUGUGAAAUGAUGAGGCUCACACCUGAAAGACUGUGGGAGACCCCGAAGUGGCUGCUGUUGGAUACUACAUCGUGAAGAGCUUUUUCACUGGUUCAUUCUUUUUUUUAGUUAGUGAUAAUGAGACUGCUUUUUUUCUGCAUUCUGUGAAAAACCGGACCUCAUUUUCUACCUUCUCCCACAUUUCCGGUGUGAAAAUCCACUUUUUACGGCAGAUUAAUUGCUGAAACUUUCUUUUCAUUUCAACUCUCUGGACUCUUUUAUGAAGAAAUCGGACAGGACAAAAAGAAGAGCACGAUCUCCCAAGAGCAUGUGACUUUCUGAAUGUGACCUGAAUGAUGUUUUUUAAUUUAAACCGAACCGACAGUAUUCUUACAGCUCGUUUAGCGCAGUGUUUUUUACCACUACAGGGGAGCGUCUGCUCCUUAGUGUUAUUUGGGGAAGUAAACCAGACGUGCAAUUGCGAAACAAACCAGUUGGUAGUUUUAAAAGAGAGAAGAGUGACGGGUUAGUUUUGAGAAUGUGGUUCUUGAUAACCUUCCCACCUUCGAUCUCAACUGAAACUCUGUUAAGCCGUCUCAUGGAUUGGACUGGACAGCACGCCACGGUUUGAUAAUGUAGCUGUACAGUUGGUGAAUACACACCGACUUGACUUUAACUCUAAAUGACUCAUGAAUACGGUACGGAGCAGUUGGCAGCCGAGCAGCUACUCCAACUUCCAAUUCCAAUUAGUACAGGGAGAAGAGCGCUGACGGUUUUCUGUGCGCCUGAUCAUCCCAGUGACUUGAUUCUGUAGACGCAGCUUUAGCUGGAUUUAUUCACUUGAAGGCACACACGUAUUUCAAAUGCACACUUAAACUUUUAUGGUUUGUUUCCUACUGCAAAACCAGCUUAAGAGCUCCAUCUAAAUACGGUGAAAAGAAAUGUGCUCUCCCAGACAAUCUGAACACGUCUAGUGUUUGUUUCUGACCCCAUAUCUCAGUAUUAUUUCAUAUUGGGGUUUUAAAUGCAACUUAAUCUUUACAGUCUAUUUACAUAUUGUUCCUGCUGUGUAACAUCCGACUGCUCCAAAUCCAGAUCAUCCUGAAUUCUCCAGAUCAACUGAAGGAUUGAAUGUUCCUUCCCAUCUAAAAGAUAAAUAGACUAUUUAAAUACCCAGCGGCUUUUCUGAAAACCCCAUAUAGCGUGUCCGAGUUUUGGAGAAGCAUGUUCAACAGAACGGUGACGACAUAUGUCCGCGUGCUGCGUUUGUAAAUGGCAAUCAUCAGUGCAAAUCUUUUUAUUUAGCAGAGCAGAAGACUUAAGGACAUUCCGCUGAUAAAGAUCAGCUCUUUCCCAACUGACCAUAAGUAUGAAUUAGGUCUUUGGAUAAAGCUUUGGAUCAGAAAACUGAAAAUAGCCCUAAGAGUUCUUGAUCUUUGAAAUAUUGAACACAAAAGUUGAUAUUUUUCCCGAUGCAAGUGGAGCGUCUGCAGAGAGGCCGGGCGGUCGGCAUAAUGCAAACACUGUUAUUUUAGAUCCAAAGCCGGUUCUCUGCCCUUGUUUCUGUUAAUACUGAUUGUUCUUUUUUUUUAAACCAUACACAGCACUAACCGUCCGACAUUGUUGCUUAUUUGCGUCACACAUGCCAGUUUAUAGAAAGGGCUUAAGAGAGGAUUCAGAGGAUGAUCAAGCCUUUUUUAAUGUCAUGGCUUUUGUUUUCUCAGACGGUUUAACAAUAGAAAAGCCACUGGCCCACAUGCAGGAUUUUUUUUGGAAGGAAGUUGAUGCCAAAUGGGUCAAAUUUAAAUCUAGAAUUCUAAUUGUGCUCCUGUGCACUAUUAAAUUGAAACUGAUAGGAGGAUGAUGGAUUUUGCGUGUUCAAAUAAAUCAAUAAGUCCUCCAGGCACUUUGUAAUGUAAGAAUUUCAAGAGCUGUCAUCCAAAGUAAACCUCUCAGAGCAGAACCAUUUAAAAUCAGGCAUCUCUCAUACUUUUGUGACUUUUGUGACAACCGUGACAGCAUCCUUCUGUCAUCGAUUAUAACCUCCUAUCAAUCUCGGGACCGUACGUGCCUGACUCUCAAAUCAGUGAAGCAAUAGUGUCACUGUAACAGAGAAAAUCUUCCCCCCCAAAUAAACUAUGGAUGCGCUGUAGUAAAAACAUUUUAAUUGAAUUGUUGCUGCUGCCAUUUAAAAGGAAGGACACACAACUGACGACCCAUUCAGAUCGUGAUAUUUAUUUUAACCACUGUACCGUGACUGACUCUGACAUGAAGAGCUGCUUUAUGUUGUCAAUGUAAACUGAAGAGAAUUGUUCAUAAGAACGAUUCAAACCCCGCGACAACUGACCGCUUUGAUGUACUGACCUCAACCGCAACAGUUCACGAUGGAGAUACCUGAGUUUGUUGUAAAAAGUAACUGUAAAGAGUUUGCUGUUAUUCUUUGUUUCAGCUGGCUGACAUGACGCCGAACCUGUGUGUCUUUUACAUGAUGUCACGUGUGUUGUACCUUUUUAAAUGACAAAGAAGGGCAAUAAACGUAUUUAAUGGACAUCGCGAA
Limanda limanda (common dab) is the source of this 7945-nucleotide messenger RNA. RefSeq names its product alsin Rho guanine nucleotide exchange factor ALS2 b (gene als2b). Gene Ontology annotation, molecular function: guanyl-nucleotide exchange factor activity. The record is from RefSeq and is a predicted model, not a curated record. The coding region runs from base 43 to 5088 and encodes 1681 amino acids. The transcript has 33 exons. NCBI's taxonomy places the organism in Eukaryota, Metazoa, Chordata, Actinopteri, Pleuronectiformes, Pleuronectidae.